AGUAUUUAGAGCCGGGCUGGCCGGUGCGAGGAGUCCUUCAGACAGUAUAUCAACAUUUUAAAUCACGUUAAUUUCAAUAUAAAGUCACAUAAAUCAGAUUCAAACUACUCGCACUUGCAGACACACAAUGGAGGCUUCAUAUUAAACCAACGGGGUUUAUAUUUGACACAACAUGGCGGCGCAUGGAGCUGCUUUGCUCUCCUCUUCAAGCUGAACAAGUCACAGCAGAGACCAUGUUGCUCACAGCUCGCAGUCUGUCCAAAGUGCUGCAGCUCACCCUGGCGGUCAUCAAACCAGAUGCUGUGGCUCAUCCUCUGAUGUUAGAGGCUCUUCACCAGAGAAUCCUGGACAACAACUUUGUGAUUGUUAGACGCAAAGACCUCGCGUGGACAAGAGAGGAUUCACAGAGGUUUUACUCCGAACAUUCAGGUCGAUUCUUCUACCAAAGGCUGGUUGAAUUCAUGUCAAGUGGUCCAAUGCGAGCGUACAUUUUAGCCAGAGAGGACGCCAUACGUCACUGGAGAGAACUGAUGGGACCGACCAAAGUGUUCAGAGCCCGAUACACCUCGCCCGCAUCAAUCAGGGGCCAGUUUGGACUCACAGACACACGAAACACGACUCAUGGCUCAGAUUCUGUUGAGUCGGCACAAAGAGAAAUCGAUUUCUUCUUCCCAGACUUCUGUGCCGAGGAGUGGAUGAAGAAGGAAGAGCCGUCGUUCAGAUCAGGACAAAUACAUUACGACCAUCAAAACCAGAUUCACACACUGUCGACGCAAAGCUGACCCCUGAACUGCUGCUAUAAUCGCUGACUGACUGCUGAGGAUGACUUCGAAACUGUGCAGUUGUUCAUUGAUUGCUCAAAAAUGCAAGCUGCCAAGGGAAAUGCUACAAUUCUACGUGCUAUAUAUGACGUGUGAUGAUCCCAGAAAAGUGCAUGUGUUAUGUUUUUUGUCACCUCAGUCCCUCAAAGUGCCCCUUUAAAACGUUGUCCUUUAUCCAAGAUAUACAGCUUUUAUGAACAAUUUAAAACAAAAGACUGUGGAUGUUUUUCUUUCAUUUAUUCUCAUUAGAAAACACGAACGACUAGAUAAGAAAAUGUAACACUGCAUUGUACAAAACAACACGAUGUAGUUAGACGGUUUACAUUGUCAUCACAAACUCCUGGCUUCACUAUCAACAGUGCAAUCAUCAUAAUCAAUUUCAGUGUCCUGAGCCAUAUAGAUUGUAGAACAGCAGCAACUACAUUAAUGUCAAAUAACAAAACUAUAUAAUAUUUUUAAUUCAUGAAUAUUCAAUAAUGUGAAAUAAUACCGCAAUAGCUUUACAUUUCUCUUUAAAAGUAUCUUAAAAUGCUUUUUAGAUGCCAGUUCACUUGAAAAAAUCUGAAAGAUGUGCCAACAUCUGUCUGCUGUGAUAUACUAUGAAUUCAUCUAUUUUUGGUCUAAAACUGCAAAAUGUUUUGUAUUCCUGUCAUGUCAGUGUCUUCAGUGUAUAUUAUUAUUAUAACAGGCACCAUAAAAUACAUCUUACAGUGUUACAUACAAGCAAUAUACAGCCUAGUUAAACUUUUUUGUUAUGUAAAAAAAAAACGAUCCAUGUUUUCAAUAUGACAGUUCAAAAGUCUCGGAGCAAAGUCACAUGUGUUCAUCUGACAUCAGACCUUAAAGAUUUUUUCAGA
Messenger RNA from Larimichthys crocea (large yellow croaker), 1678 nucleotides. RefSeq names its product NME/NM23 nucleoside diphosphate kinase 6 (gene nme6). Bases 183 to 782 code for a protein of 199 amino acids. The record is from RefSeq and is a predicted model, not a curated record. Lineage: Eukaryota; Metazoa; Chordata; Actinopteri; Sciaenidae. The transcript is spliced from 6 exons. Gene Ontology annotation, molecular function: nucleoside diphosphate kinase activity. Gene Ontology annotation, biological process: negative regulation of mitotic nuclear division; GTP biosynthetic process; UTP biosynthetic process. Gene Ontology annotation, cellular component: mitochondrion.